GGCCCUUCAAUAAGUACUAGCCCAUGGGACCAGGUCUGGACUGGAGUCUGAGAUCAUUUUCCCAAGAUGGUUGACUCAUCUAGCUAUGGCUUGCUGCAGUAUUUUCAAAAACUCAGUGAUGAAGAGUUCCAGAGAUUUAAAGAGCUUCUCCAGAAAGAGCAAGAGAAAUUUAAACUCAAACCACUCUCCUGGACUAAGAUUAAGAACACUUCCAAAGAAGACCUGGUAACGCAAUUGUACACACAUUAUCCAAGACAGGUAUGGGAUAUGGUGUUGAACCUGUUUCUACAGGUCAAUAGGAAAGACCUCUCAACCAUGGCUCAGAUAGAAAGGAGAGAUAAACAAAAUAAAUACAAAGAGUUUAUGAAGAAUUUAUUUCAAUACAUAUGGACAUCUGAGACCAACACUUAUAUGCCUGAUAGAAGCUACAACACCAUUAUAGAUCGUCAAUACAAAGCAUUACUGGACAUAUUUGAUUCUGAGUCAGACCCAGCUACUGCAGUUGUAUUAGGUACUAGAGGAAAAGGAAAAACAGUUUUUUUAAGAAAAGCAAUGUUGGAUUGGGCAUCAGGAGUUUUACUGCAGAACCGGUUUCAGUAUGUUUUCUUCUUCUCUGUCUUCUCACUUAACAAUACCACAGAGUUAAGCUUAGCUGAGCUUAUCUCAAGUAAAUUGCCUGAGUGUUCUGAGACACUGGAUGACAUUUUAUCCAAUCCAAAGAGAAUCUUGUUUGUUCUGGAUGGAUUUGAUUACCUGAAAUUUGACUUGGAACUCAGGACAAACUUGUGCAAUGAUUGGAGGAAGAGGCUGCCAACACAAAAUGUUUUGAGCAGUUUGCUACAGAAAAUAAUGCUCCCAGAGUGCUCUCUGCUUCUUGAAUUGGGAGAGUCAAGUUGUUCAAAAAUUAUUCCUUUGCUGCAGAAUCCUAGGGAGAUCAUUAUGUCAGGAUUAUCUGAACAGUCUAUAUAUUUCUACUGUGUGUCCUUCUUCAAAAUUCAGUUGGGUGUAGAAGUCUUUAAGGAUUUAAAGAAAAACGAACCAUUGUUUACUUUAUGCAGCAAUCCUAGUAUGUUGUGGAUGAUCUGUAGUUCUUUAAUGUGGGGGCAUUAUUCGAGAGAGGAAGUAAUCUCUUCCAGUGAAUCAACAUCAGCUAUCCACACGAUAUUUAUCAUGAGUGCAUUCAAAUCAAUAUUUGGCUUGGGCUCAUCUAAAUACAAGAGGUUCAAAUUAAAGACCCUGUGCACCUUGGCUGUAGAGGGAAUGUGGAAACAGGUAUAUGUGUUUGACUCUGAGGACCUCAGGAGGAAUAAGAUAUCUGAAUCUGAUAAGACAGUGUGGCUGAAAAUGAAAUUUCUGCAAAUUCAAGGUAACAACAUUAUGUUUUACCAUUCUACACUACAGUGGUACUUUGCUACCCUGUUCUAUUUUCUCAAACAGGACAAAGACACAUAUCACCCAGUUAUUGGAAGCCUACCUCAACUUUUAGGAGAAAUAUAUGCUCAUAAACAGAACCAAUGGACCCAUGCACAGACAUUUUUCUUUGGAAUUGCCACUAAACAUGUGAUCACUUUGCUUAAACCAUGCUUUGGCAAUAUAUCAUUCAAAACAAUAAGACAGGAAAUCAUUAGAUACCUUAAAAGUCUCAGUCAACCAGAGUGUAAUGAGAAACUGGUGCAUCCCAAGAAGUUGUUCUUCUGUCUAAUUGAAAACCAGGAGGAAAGAUUUGUAAGUCAAGUGAUGAAUCUAUUUGAAGAAAUUACUGUUGAUAUUAGUGAUAGUGAUGAUUUGGGAGCAGCUGAAUACAGUCUGCUGCGAGCCUCAAAAUUGAAAAACCUUCACCUGCAUAUACAAAAGAAAGUUUUUUCAGAAAUCCAUGAUCCCGAAUAUGGUAGCUUAGAAAACUUUAAACUGGACCAAAAAUUUUCAGCCAUCAAUUGGACUAUGUUAUCCAUUCUUUUCUGUAACUUACAUGUGUUGGAUCUGGGCAGCUGUCAUUUCAAUAAAAAGGUCAUAGAGGUCCUCUGUAAUUCUUUGUCUCCAACUCCUAAUAUGCCUCUGACUGUUUUUAAGCUCCAAAGAUUGUUGUGUUCCUUCAUGACUAACUUUGGAGAUGGUUCAUUAUUUUGCACAUUUCUUCAGAUACCACAACUGAAAUACCUGAACCUGUAUGGCACUGAUCUCUCUAAUGAUGUGGUUGAGAUGCUGUGCUCAGCUCUGAAAUGUUCAACAUGUCGAGUGGAGGAGCUGUUGUUGGGAAAAUGUGACAUAUCAAGUGAGGCUUGUGGCAUAAUGGCAACUUUCCUUAUCAACUCUAAGGUGAAACAUCUCUCAUUGGUUGAAAAUCCCUUGAAGAACAAAGGAGUGAUGUUUCUGUGUAAAAUGCUGAAGGACCCAAGCUGUGUUCUGGAAUCACUGAUGUUGUCUUACUGCUGUCUCACAUUCAUUGCCUGUGGACAUCUCUAUGAAGCUCUUUUAAGCAACAAACACCUCUCUCUCCUUGAUCUGGGAUCAAAUUUCCUGGAAGAUAUUGGAGUGAACCUUCUGUGUGAAGCUUUGAAAUAUCCAAACUGCACCCUCAAGGAGUUAUGGUUGCCUGGUUGCUAUUUAACUUCAGAAUGCUGUGAAGAGAUCUCGGCUGUCCUGACUUGCAAUAAAAAUCUAAAGACCCUGAAACUUGGCAACAAUAACAUACAAGACACUGGUGUCAAACGGUUAUGUGAAGCUCUGUGUCAUCCUAAAUGUAAAGUGCAGUGUCUUGGGUUAGACAUGUGUGAGCUCAGCAAUGACUGUUGUGAAGACCUGGCAUUGGCUCUUAUCACUUGCAACACAUUGAAGAGCUUAAAUCUGGACUGGAAUGCCUUGCAUCACUCUGGGCUGGUGAUGCUCUGUGAGGCUCUGAACCACAAAAAGUGUAAACUGAAUAUGCUUGGACUGGACAAAUCUUCAUUUUCUGAGGAAUCACAGACAUUUCUGCAAGCUGUGGAAAAGAAAAAUAACAAUCUGAAUGUUUUGCAUUUUCCCUGGGUUGAAGAUGAACUCAAAAAGAGGGGGGUUCGUCUGGUAUGGAACAGCAAGAAUUGAUCUGUAACAAAGGCUUAUCCUUUUUUUAUGUUUCUCCUGUAUACCCUGUCCCAAGUUGUACACCAUGGUACUGGUGGCUGUCUCCAGAGCUGUUCUUCCACAUUGUUCCACCCCCACCCUUCUUUACAUCUCCCCUCACCACUUUGCAAUGUUUAUAUUACAAGCACAUUAAAUAAACACUAAGCAUGUUUGAAAA
Messenger RNA from Mus musculus (house mouse), 3277 nucleotides. RefSeq names its product NLR family, pyrin domain containing 9C (gene Nlrp9c). NCBI's taxonomy places the organism in Eukaryota, Metazoa, Chordata, Mammalia, Rodentia, Muridae. The record is from RefSeq and is marked validated. The transcript has 10 exons. The coding region runs from base 67 to 3081 and encodes 1004 amino acids. Gene Ontology annotation, cellular component: cytoplasm.